AGUGUAAUCAGUACUGUAAAUCAUGCACCGGAAAUACAUCGGCAAAAGCGAGAUGCUCCCUUUACUGAUUUAGGCCCAUUGAAGGCAAAUGAGCGUAAAGAUGCUCCCAGGCCUUAGAAAGUUACAAAGAAGAAAUAAAAUCUUUGCAGAUGGAAGUGGAAAGAUUAAAGGCAGAGAAAACAAAUAUUUCGGAUUUAGUUGAUUCCAGCUCUGGUGAGAAAGAGUCAAUACAGACAGAAGAGAAAGUCGUUGAUAUGGAUGAAAAUAGAACUCUAAUCUCUGAUCAUACUGAACCAACAUAAAUUGUAGACAGAAAUGCACUGUUAAUGCCAAUUCAAACAUUUGACAGCAGUGUUCAUAAGCCUGAAGAAAAUUUGCCAGAAUCGGUUAUGAAUCCUUCUAACAUUACUGAUGGUUUCCCAGAUGGUAGAAUCCCAUCUCAACGAGAUGAGAAACCACCAUCAGAAGAUGAUGGGUUGCAUUUAAAUUCCGAAAACCUUGGUGGUGGAGCUCUUCCUGAAAAUACGGGUUUAGCGACGAUUCAAUUCCUUGCAGAUUCCUUACCUAAGAUUGUACCAUAUGUUUUGAUCAAUCAUCGGGAGGAGCUUCUUCCGCUGAUAAUGUGUGCUACUGAGAGGAAUCCAGAUAGCAGCAUAUCGAGAUUCAUUUACACACACACUCUUCAAUUUGAUUAAACGUCCAGAUGAACAGCAGAGGCGAAUUAUAAUGGAUGCAUGUGUUAGCCUUGCUAAAAAUGUCGGUGAGAUGAGAACAGAAACAGAAUUACUCCCCCAGUGCUGGGAACAAAUAAAUCACAUGAAUGAGGAGCGCAGAUUGCUGGUUGCUCAAUCAUUUGGAGAGCAUGCUGAAUUUGUCCGACCUGAGAUUCGUGAUUCUCUUAUUUUAUCUAUUGUGCAACAACUAGUAGAAGAUCCUACAACGGUUAUUCGAGAAGCUGGUGCACACAAUCUGGUCUUGCUGCUUCCGCUCUUUCCGCAUAUGGAUAAAUAUUUCAAGGUCAGCUUCAUUAAAUAUGCUUCGAGGCAAUCAUGGAGAAGAAAUUCUGACUUCACAGAAUUGGCUGCAGUAUAAGCUCUAGAACAGGUUGAUGACCCAUGGUCUAGAGAAUGGAGCCUUUUGAGUUUUGCCCUUAGCAUAAUAUCAUAUCAUGACUUGAAAGAGAGAGUAUAAUGUAUAUAGAAAGGUUCUACAAUGCCUUAUUUGUUUAUUGAUAGGUUGAAGAGUUGAUUUUCCAGUUGGA
Molecule: messenger RNA, 1261 nt
Organism: Hibiscus syriacus
Lineage: Eukaryota; Viridiplantae; Streptophyta; Magnoliopsida; Malvales; Malvaceae
Product: RAB11-binding protein RELCH homolog
Exons: 5
Coding region: 727-1092 (121 amino acids)
Biological process (GO): intracellular cholesterol transport
Cellular component (GO): trans-Golgi network; recycling endosome
Source: RefSeq, a predicted model, not a curated record